Messenger RNA from Bombina bombina (fire-bellied toad), 4513 nucleotides. RefSeq names its product dihydropyrimidine dehydrogenase (gene DPYD). Gene Ontology annotation, cellular component: cytoplasm; cytosol. Gene Ontology annotation, molecular function: uracil binding; iron-sulfur cluster binding; dihydropyrimidine dehydrogenase (NADP+) activity. The record is from RefSeq and is a predicted model, not a curated record. The coding region runs from base 103 to 3180 and encodes 1025 amino acids. The transcript has 23 exons. Lineage: Eukaryota; Metazoa; Chordata; Amphibia; Anura; Bombinatoridae. Gene Ontology annotation, biological process: thymine catabolic process; uracil catabolic process.
CAGCAGUGUUUGACACUUAACAAGUUUGUGAUAUAUUUUUUGGAUUAUCAGAUUAUAUAUUUUUUUCCCCAAUUUUCCUAUUAACCACAGAUCACAAGUACCAUGGCACGUGUGCUGAGCAAGGAUCCAUUGGAUAUAGAGAACAUUUUGGCAUUGAAUCCUCGAACUGCAACUCAUGCAGCUUUAUAUUCCACUGCAGCUAAGAAGGAGAUUAAAAGACACUGGAAGAGAAAUUCUGACAAAAACUGCUCUAAGUGUGAAAAGCUGGAAAAUAAUUUUGAUGACAUCAAACAUACGACUUUUGGUGAACGUGGUGCACUUCGAGAAGCAAUGAGGUGCCUGAAGUGUGCGGAUGCUCCUUGUCAAAAAAGCUGUCCAACCAACUUGGAUAUAAAAUCAUUCAUUACAAGUAUAUCAAACAAGAACUACUAUGGAGCUGCCAAAACCAUCUUUUCUGAUAACCCUCUUGGCUUGACAUGUGGAAUGGUAUGUCCAACAUCAGACCUUUGUGUAGGUGGAUGCAAUUUAUAUGCUGCUGAAGAAGGGCCAAUUAAUAUCGGAGGAUUACAGCAGUUUGCUACUGAGGUUUUUAAAGCAAUGAAUAUUCCUCAGCUAAGGAACCCAACUCUUCCACCUGCUGAAGAUAUGCACCCAUCUUACAAGACAAAGAUUGCUCUCAUAGGAGCUGGCCCCUCAAGUAUUAGCUGUGCAUCGUUCUUGGCUCGUCUUGGAUAUUCUGAUAUUACUAUUUUUGAGAAGCAAAAAUAUGUUGGAGGCUUAAGCACAUCAGAAAUUCCACAGUUCCGACUGCCGUAUGAUGUUGUCAGUUUUGAAAUUGAGCUGAUGAAAGAUCUCGGAGUAAAGGUAAUUGAGGAUAAGGGUCUGGAAAUGAAUGGAAUGACUAUCACGUCUCUGAAGGAAGAAGGUUUUACCGCAAUAUUUAUAGGCAUUGGCUUACCUGAACCUAAAAUAGAUGAUGUGUUCACUGGACUCUCGAUAGAUCAGGGCUUUUAUACUUCAAAAGAUUUCUUACCACUUGUGGCAAAAGCUAGCAAACAAGGAAUGUGCGCCUGUCGGACUACACUGCCAUCUAUAAGGGGUGCAGUUAUUGUGCUUGGAGCAGGGGAUACGGCAUUUGACUGUGCAACAUCUGCCCUGCGUUGUGGUGCCCGUAGGGUAUUUGUAGUCUUUCGGAAGGGAUUCACAAAUAUCCGAGCAGUUCCAGAAGAGGUGGAAUUAGCUAAAGAAGAAAAGUGUGAAUUCUUCCCCUUCCUUUCACCUCGCAAGGUUAUCUUGAAAGGUGGGAAAAUUAGUGGGAUGGAAUUUGUUCGAACAGAGCAGGAUGAAGAAGGAAAUUGGAUUGAGGAUGAAGAUCAGAUUGUUCACUUGAAAGCAGAAGUGAUUAUUAGUGCAUUUGGCUCUGUGUUGAGUGAUCCUGCAGUUACAGAGGCCAUGAAACCUAUCAAGUUUAACAGAUGGGGACUACCUGAAGUAGAUACUGAAACAAUGCAGACCAGUGAACAGGGGGUGUUUGCUGGAGGAGACAUUGCAGGCUUAGCUAAUACAACCGUAGAGUCUGUUAAUGAUGGAAAACAAGCUUCUUGGCAUAUCCACAAAUAUAUACAGUCAUUGUUUAGUGUGUCUAUUCCUGCGACGCCGGCGCUUCCUCUGUUUUACACACCCAUUGAUAUGGUGGAUAUAAGUGUGGAAAUGGCCGGAUUAAAGUUCUUCAACCCCUUUGGCCUUGCAAGUGCUCCCCCAACUACCAAUGCUGCAAUGAUACGAAGGGCCUUUGAAGCAGGGUGGAGUUUUGCAUUAACCCCCAAAACCUUCUCCCUUGAGAAGGACAUAGUUACAAAUGUUUCACCAAGAAUUAUACGUGGAACUACCUCUGGUUCUGUAUACGGCCCUGGUCAAGGAUCCUUCCUUAAUAUUGAGCUCAUUAGUGAAAAGACAGCAGCGUAUUGGUGUCAAAGCAUCACUGAACUGAAGGCUGACUUUCCAAAGCACAUUGUUAUUGCAAGCAUCAUGUGCAGCUAUAAUAAGGAAGACUGGACGGAGCUUUCAAAAAUGGCUGAGAAGUCAGGAGCUGAUGCCCUUGAGUUAAAUCUGUCUUGCCCCCAUGGCAUGGGAGAACGAGGCAUGGGUCUUGCAUGUGGGCAGGAUCCAGAGCUGGUACGAAACAUCUGCCGGUGGGUUCGGCAAGCUGUCAAAAUUCCUUUCUUUGCCAAAUUGACCCCAAAUGUCACAGAUGUUGUGAAAAUUGCGAUGGCUGCACAUGAAGGUGGUGCAGAUGGUGUUACGGCAACCAAUACGGUCUCAGGGCUGAUGGGACUUAGAGCCAACGGAACACCUUGGCCUGCAGUUGGAAGAGGCAACAGGACCACAUAUGGUGGCGUGUCUGGAAAUGCUAUCAGACCCAUUGCUCUUCGGGCGGUUUCUGCAAUUGCUCGCGCUAUUCCAGGAUUUCCUAUUUUAGCUACUGGUGGUAUUGAUUCAGCAGAGAGUGGACUGCAGUUUCUACACAGCGGCGCAUCUGUUUUACAGGUUUGCAGUGCUGUGCAAAAUCAGGACUUCACACUGAUUGAUGAUUAUUGUACUGGCCUUAAGGCACUUCUAUAUCUCAAGAGCAUUGAUGAACUUCAACAUUGGGACGGGCAAAGUCCUCCUACUUUCCGACACCAAAAGGGGAAACCCAUUCCUAGAGUUGCAGACAUUAUAGGAAAGAAACUUCCAAACUUUGGACCUUAUUUGGAGGAGCGCAAAAGGAUUUUAGCAGAAACUAAAAUGAAAGAAAUUGCACAAAACCAAGCAGAAUUUUCAGCAAAGAGUCACUUCCUCCCAAAGAAACCUGUCCCCGCAGUUAAGGAUGUAAUUGGCAGAGCAUUGCAGUAUAUUGGAUCAUAUGGUGAAUUAAACACACAGGAGCAAGUGCAAGCCCUGAUUGAUGAGGAAAUGUGCAUCAACUGUGGAAAAUGUUACAUGACCUGCAAUGACUCUGGCUACCAGGCUAUCGAGUUUGAUCCUGAGACCCACCUGCCCAUGGUCAAUGACAGUUGUACAGGCUGCACUCUGUGUCUCAGUGUAUGCCCUAUUAUUGACUGCAUCAAAAUGGUUACCAGGACAACGCCUUAUAUACCAAAGAGAGGCUUGCCCUUAACUGUGAAUCCCGUGUGCUAGGGUGACCAGUUCAACAAUUAAUACUAACUUCACAUCUUCCAUGGUUGAUAUAAAGUAUCAUUAUCAUACAUUAUUUGAAAUCAGAUCAUAUUAUAGAAAAAAACAUGAAUAAUUGUAAUACUACUUAUUACACAAACUAUAAAUGCAUGCAUUUUAUUAGAAUUAAUUAGAAUGUAUCCUUAACUCUUUCCAUAAUAGUACUGCUUUUUUUUUUUCUUCUUGUUUUUUUUCAUGGAAAUAUAUUAGUAAAAGCUACACAAUGUAUUUCAGCUAAAAAAAAUCUCCUGCAUUUUCUGUUUGCUUUGUAGUUCAAUACUGUACAACAUAAUUAGUUAUGUGAAAAACAAAGACUUAUAAAAGAAUUACUGUUUGUAUACAGAGACAGCAGAUUCACCAUAAGGAUUUAACACUGGAUUAAGUACUUUGUGCAGUGCGUCCACUGAUAAAACAUAAUGUAUUUCUUAAUCCUUAAUACAUUAGAGCUCAUAAUGUGUACUGAAAAAACAAAUACAUUAACCAUUUUGAAUAUAAACUGCUCAGCUCGUUAAAAAAAAACCUCACAAAAUAUACAAUUAAUUUUGAAUUUCUGCCUCAAUUCAUAGAAGAGAAUUAGGAGAUAUUGCUACUCUAACCAAAUUAUUGUUCAGUAGGGUAAUAUCUUCUCUAGGUUUUUUGUUUUUUUCUUUCUUACUGAUGAUUCACAAUAAUAUAAUGUCAGACAGGUGUCAAUCAUUUUUCAUUAGUCCCACUACUUAUAGAAGUUUUAUGUUUAACCUUUUAAUGGCCAACGACAGAAUUAUUCCCUCAUGGAACAAUUGAGCAGAUCAGAGCUGUAUCCUUAAGGGGUUAAACCAAUGUCAUUGAUAUGUUUAUGCAAAUAGUUUGCUAAACGUUUAUCGUAUUUGCUCAGUGUUCUUACCUUAAAAUGCAUUGAGAUUUGUAGAAGACCUAAAAAUAUUUCUUAAAAAAUAAAAAUCCAGGUCCAAUGUUAAAAGUUAAUAUUAAAAAUAAAAAUACUACUGCAAAUGUAAAGGUUUAUUUAGUAUCUAAUAAUUCCUGUAGUUUAUUAGACUUAUGAAUCAAAGGCUCUAAAACCAGAAUUUAAAAAAAGUUAUAAAUACUUUUUACUAUAAGAUGAUUAUAUAGCAUACAAUAAAAAAAAAAUCUUUAAUACAUAUGAGUGGUAUUCACAUUUGAAAUAUAUCGAGACAAUUCUAAUUAUUUCAGAAAAACUGUAUUAAAUUAAUUAUGUUUGAUACAAAUGCCACAUUAUCAAGUGUUUUAUUAUCUAAAUCUGCAUAAAAUAAUUAAAAUAUAUUAUAUUCUGCAAUAA